Drosophila teissieri is the source of this 1728-nucleotide messenger RNA. RefSeq lists its product as uncharacterized. Bases 1 to 1728 code for a protein of 575 amino acids. The transcript has a single exon. NCBI's taxonomy places the organism in Eukaryota, Metazoa, Arthropoda, Insecta, Diptera, Drosophilidae. The record is from RefSeq and is a predicted model, not a curated record.
AUGCGGCUCGCACUGUAUUUCACCUUCGCCUGCUUGGCGGGAGCUCAUGAUGGUUCCUUGAGGAACAUGCUGAAGUGCCUUGAGGAUGAGCUGGGCUACAGGACCUUGUUGCUCUUGGAAAGUAGUUCCCAACUCGAGUGCUGGGACCGAACCAACUUCCACGACGGAGUUCCGCUGCUAAGCUUUACAGCGAACGAAAACGUUUACCUUAAAGAUACUUUCAACGCAAAGAUACUGGUGCUGGUCUGCCUGGAUAAAGGCGAAGAAGAUACUAUGAGGUCACUGUACAGCUAUCUGGAGAACCUGCGAGACACUCCCACCAUUCUAUUCGCAUCUUCGGACUGGGACAUAGGCGAUAUCUUCGAGGAGUGCUUCAGUGAGAGUAUGCUGAAUGUCCUCGCGUUCAAUGACUCCAGAAUGGAGUUCAUCUACAGCUUCCAUGCAUUCCCAGCACUUCGCGUUGUGAAGCGCAGGGUGGAGGAAGUGCGUCGCUACUUUGAGCCUCAGCUUGAGGAUCUGGGGGGCUGUGUGCUGCAGAGUGUGCCCGACGGCAUCAUGCCGAGAACUUUGGUGCACCGCGGCGCGGAUGGAGUGAUGCAGAUGGGCGGAUACCUGAGCCACUUCAUCCGGAACUAUGUGAGCACCAUUAACGCCAGUCUGCAGAUCCGCUGGGACCUGUACCCGGAGGACGGCAACUUCGAUAUGGACAGUUUCAGCGGGAGAAAUCACGUCGACUUUCCCUUGGGCCUGGGCGGUAUAACUUUCGAGACAUUGCAGCAGGACAUCCCCAUGGAGAUAUCCAGCUGGUUCCUCAUGCUGCCCAAGGAGCCCACCCUUCCUCGAGCCCGGUUCUUCACCAAAUUCGGCUUGUCGCUGUACCUGAUACCCAUCAUCAUACUCCUGGCCAUGGUGCUGAGUAACGCACAUCGCUUUGAAGCUGGCUUAUCUCCCAGCUGGCGCUGCUGUUCGGUGGGGAGCACUGUGAUCCGGGGCGUCCUGGCGCAGCCAUUCAUCCUGCCGCAUAGGCUCUCGGCCAAGCUAAUGUUCGUCUACUGGCUGCUCCUGGUCAGUGGCUUCUUUGUCAGCAACUACGUGAUGGUCUACCUCACAGCCUGGCUCGUCCAACCCCCGACAAGUGAACCGGUAACCAACUUCGAUCAAAUGCGCAGCGCACAGCUGAAGAUCCUGAUGCUGCCGCCGGAGGUGGAUUACUUGAAGUCCAUAAGGGGCAAGGAGUAUGUGGAGUCGCACAGCGAACUCUUUCUGGCAGCCGAUCCUGCGGAUUUUCAGACCAAGCGAAUGUCCAUGGAGCUGCACUUUGCCUUUCCCGUGACGGGCACCUUGUGGCCACUUUUGAAGCAGGCCCAAGUCAAACUCCACCGGCCCAUCUUCCGGCGAUCCAAGGAGUUGGUCUUCCUGCCCUUCAUAAUCAUGGGCAUGACCAUGCCGAAGAACUCCAUAUUCCUCAGCUCGCUCAAACGCUAUAGGCUACGGACCAGUGAGGGCGGCCUGUAUCUGCUCUGGUUCCAGAACAGCUUUUCCGAGCUGGUGGCCAUCCACAAAAUCUCCUACAAGGAGGACUGGGUCCAUGACUCCUACUCUGAUCUGCAGUGGCAGGAUUUCCACUUUGCCUGGCUUGGCUUCCUUGCAGGAACUACCGUGAAUUGCCUGGUCUUCCUGGCCGAGAUUGGGUACCGCAGGUGGCUCUGCAGGCGCACUCACCAAUGA